CCCACCACAGCAGAAGCAGCCCGGAAGAGACGCUGCAAACAACAAAGGACUGGAGAGCUGGGAAAGCCAAGCCUGGCUUCCUUUCUAUUCCCCCCUCUCUCUUAGCAGCAAAUGGCCUUUGCUUCGUGACUUAAAAUGAGAGGAAGACGGCCUUCAGCCCAGGUGGAAAAGGAUAUGGAGUCCCGAUCGAAGAUGGAGGAGGCAAACAAGACAUGGGGCAGAAGAAGUGCUGAAUUCUGGGGGAAACCAAGGGAAGACAUCCUAGAUGGAGCAGACCUUCAGUCCCAGCGCUUGCGGUGGUUCCACUUCCAGGAGGCCGAUGGGCCCCGAGAGUUGUGCAGCCAACUCCACAAACUCUGCUGCCAGUGGCUGAAGCCAGAGAAGCACACAAAAGCCCAGAUGGUGGACCUGGUCCUCCUGGAGCAGUUCCUGGCCGUCCUUCCUCCAGAGAUGGAGAGUUGGGUCCGGGAAUGUGGGCCGGAGACCAGUUCCCAGGCGGUGGCUUUGGCCGAAGGCUUCCUUCUGAGCCAGACGGAGGAGAAGCAGCAGAAGAAGCAGCAGGAGAGUGAUGUCCUUCAGGCCCAGAAGGUCCCACUGGACACCAGUCAGAGGUCCCCUUCCAGGUGGAUCCAACUGGAGGGCAAUGGUAAGAAGAAACCUUUAGUUCUCAAGGAUCCCCCAAAUAUAAGAUCUGCUGUUAUGUCCCCACCAAUAUGCAUCUAUAGCAGGCAUGGGCCAACUUGGGCCCUCCAUGUCAGGACCUUAUUUACUGGUUUUGUGUGA
Messenger RNA from Anolis sagrei ordinatus, 783 nucleotides. The record is from RefSeq and is a predicted model, not a curated record. Lineage: Eukaryota; Metazoa; Chordata; Lepidosauria; Squamata; Anolidae.